Phaedon cochleariae (mustard beetle) is the source of this 1559-nucleotide messenger RNA. The record is from the annotation of a GenBank genome assembly. NCBI's taxonomy places the organism in Eukaryota, Metazoa, Arthropoda, Insecta, Coleoptera, Chrysomelidae.
CUAACAGAUAAUUUGUGGCUCGGAGCUCGAAGUCCAACAUCAACUUUCAUGAGGCAAAGGUUGAUAUAUAUGCACGAUUUGUUUAGCUCGUUCGUCAAAGCACCGUUCGUAAUUUAUUUGUAGAAUUAAGUGAGAAACUGAAACAUGAUUAAUACAGGGGCACUUGCUGGUAAGACAGUUUUCAUCACUGGGGCAAGCAGAGGCAUUGGCAAGGCGAUUGCCUUGAAAGUAGCUAGAGAUGGCGCUAACGUCGUGGUGGCUGCCAAAACGGCAGAGCCUCAUCCAAAAUUACCUGGGACCAUAUAUACGGCCUGCGAAGAAAUUGAAAAAGCAGGUGGGCGUGGCCUUCCAUGCUUAGUUGACGUCAGAGAUGAAAAAGCUGUACAGAAUGCAGUAGAAGAAGCGGUCAUGAAAUUUGGAGGUAUCGACAUUGUGGUUAACAAUGCCUCGGCUAUCUCAUUGACAGGAACGGCAGAAACUGAAAUGAAAAGAUAUGAUCUGAUGCAUGGGGUCAACACUAGAGGAACAUUCUUAGUAUCAAAAACCUGUUUACCGUACCUGAAAAAAAGUAGUCAUGCCCACAUUCUCAACCUCUCUCCGCCCCUGAGUAUGAACCCACUUUGGUUCCAGAAUCACGUGGCCUAUACGAUGGCCAAAUACGGGAUGUCCAUGUGCGUUCUGGGAAUGCACGAAGAAUUUAGGCCCUUCAAUAUCGCCGUGAAUGCCCUAUGGCCCAAAACAGUUAUCAGCACAGCUGCAAUCGUGAUGCUGAAGGGCAACGGGUCUCACGAUGUGAGCAGAUCGACAGAUAUAAUGGGAGACUCGGCGUACGCCAUCUUGACGCAGGAUCCGAAGUCGUGCACUGGAAACUUCUUCGUCGACGAAGAUGUGCUCAGGAAAGCAGGAAUCACGGACUUCAAACAGUACGCCUGCAACCCAGAGAAUAAUGACAGGUUGGCACCUGAUUAUUUCCUGGACGAAAACAUACCCCAAAUUUUCCCCAACAAAACCGCAACAGCUCAAGAUAGCGGUGCAGCAGGACCAAGUGCUGGUUCAGCAGCCAAAGAAUUUCCAGGAGAGGUCGGAAAAAUUUUCACAAAGAUUCAUACUAUUCUGUCUCCGGAUAGUGUCAAAAAGACUCAAGCUGUUUUUGUAUUCAAAAUAACAGGCGAUGAAGAAGGUCAAUGGUUUUUGGAUUUGAAAAAUGGCAGCGGUUCCUGCGGCCAAGGCGAAUCACCUGUUUCUCCAGAUGCCACACUCACUUUGUCGAGUGACAAUUUCAAGAAAAUGUUCGCAGGAAAAUUGAAACCAGCCUUAGCCUACAUGACUGGAAAGUUGAAAGUGGCUGGAAGUACGCAACAGACCUUGAAACUCGAGAAAAUUAUGAACCAGCUUCAGAAGAGCUGAAGACUGAUUUGAAUAUUUACUUGUACUUAAUGAGAUAUCCUAUGUAUAAAAUAUGAUUGAUACAUACAUUUUUUUAUAUAAAUGAUAGAAGUGUUGUUUCAGAUGUACUCUCAUGAUGAAAACCAAUAAUCAAUGAGUAAAAUUCGAAAGUG